ACGCUUUAGUGGACGAAAUUCGCUAAAUAACCAACUUCAGAUCCUAAAAGGGAGGGAGAAGAAUCAGCGGACGCAGCUAAUCUCUUCAAACGCACACUUUAUCCCCUCAUCCCUUGGCUUUCCAGGUCACCAUGUCUGCAGGAAACGGCACCCCUUCGGGGUCAGCAGCAGGGGAGGAGGUCUGGGCGGGGUCAGGAGUAGAAGUGGAGGGCUCAGAGCUGCCCACCUUCUCAGUUGCAGCCAAGGUCCGAGUGGGAGUGACCGUUGUGCUGUUUAUUUCUUCGGCUGGAGGCAACCUGGCUGUGCUGUGGUCAGUGACACGGCCGCAACCUAGCCAGCUCCGCCCCUCUCCGGUACGACGACUCUUUGCUCAUUUAGCAGCUGCCGACUUACUGGUCACUUUCGUGGUUAUGCCUCUAGAUGCCACCUGGAAUAUCACUGUUCAGUGGCUGGCCGGGGAUAUCGCAUGUCGGACACUCAUGUUCCUGAAACUAAUGGCUAUGUAUGCCGCAGCUUUCCUGCCUGUGGUCAUUGGGCUCGACCGCCAGGCAGCCGUACUCCACCCGCUUGGACCCCGCUCAACUGGAGGGAAACUUCUGGGGGCAGCCUGGGGACUUAGUUUCCUGCUUGCCUUGCCCCAGCUAUUCCUGUUCCAUACUGUCCACCGAGCUGGUCCAGUCCCCUUCACUCAGUGUGUCACCAAAGGCAGCUUCAAGGCUCAAUGGCAAGAGACCACCUAUAACCUCUUCACCUUCUGCUGCCUCUUUCUGCUGCCACUGACUGCCAUGACCAUCUGCUAUAGCCGCAUUGUCCUCAGUGUGUCCAGUUCCCGGACAAGAAAGGGGAACCAUGCCUCUGCCGGUGAAUUUACCCUCCGCCGCUCCUUAGACAAUCGUCCCCGUGUUCGUCUUCGGGCCCUGCGACUGGCCCUGCUUGUCUUGCUGACCUUCAUCCUCUGCUGGACACCUUAUUACCUGCUAGGUCUCUGGUACUGGUUCUCUCCCACCAUGCUAAAUGAAGUGCCUCCCAGCCUCAGCCACAUCCUUUUCCUCUUUGGCCUCCUCAAUGCUCCUCUGGAUCCUCUCCUCUAUGGGGCCUUCACCCUUGGCUGCCGAAGAGCGCAUCAAGAACUUAGUAUAGACUCCUCCAGAGAAGGAGGAUCUGGAAGAAAGCCCCAGCAGGAGAUUCAAGCCCUUAGACAGAUGGAAAUACAAGCAAAUGUGGCAGCAAAAGAGGCAGGAGAAACAAAAGACAUCCCUAUAACAUCCAUUUGUUCAGGACAGAGUACACAGGAACAGAAUGAUUAUUCUUUCGUAUCACAGGAAUAUCUGACUUCUACCCUGCUCUCUUAGCUUCCAAGAAAAAGAAAUACUGAGCACAGUCUCUACUUUGACCCCAGCUGAGACUUGAGACUAUGUCUACUGUAGAAACUCACAGAAUUCAGUCCCUGGGAGAAGUAUCUUCACAGUGACCCACACUACCUUACUGUAAAUAGUGCUUCAGAGCUUGCAAUGUCAGAACAGGAAAGUAAUUUUAAAUGUAGAAAACAAAACUGGGACAUUUAUUCAUAACUCAAAAGAAACACUAAGCAGGAAAGGGUAAGAGAUUAAAUAUAAAACACAGUGAGUUCCACCCCAGCCCUAUUUCCCCAAAGCUGCAUGGUCAAAUGGAACCUCUGGAGAGAACAUCA
Molecule: messenger RNA, 1690 nt
Organism: Vicugna pacos (alpaca)
Lineage: Eukaryota; Metazoa; Chordata; Mammalia; Artiodactyla; Camelidae
Product: gonadotropin-releasing hormone II receptor
Biological process (GO): cellular response to hormone stimulus; G protein-coupled receptor signaling pathway
Cellular component (GO): plasma membrane
Molecular function (GO): G protein-coupled receptor activity; peptide binding; protein-hormone receptor activity
Source: RefSeq, a predicted model, not a curated record